AUUGUGUUGAGUGGCAGCGGCAUAAAUAUCACCUGCAUUACUGCAUUCGAAAAAUUGUCAAUUUCCCGUGUCCAUCUGGAAUAUCUGUUUUUGGUGUUCGUAUUGAUCUUUGAUGUUUUAAAAAUAACGUUGAAAGACUGCAUAUAUUAAAGAUGUCAUUGGUCAUUCUGCAGCGUUUAAACAACUUUGAAUGACAGGGGGAAAUUCUUUUAACAUUUUUUUUAUUAAUUCUUUUAGUUAUAUGAAUUUUUAAUUAUUUUCUUUACUAAAACUCUUUAACUGCGAAACUAAUAGAUGGACAAAUAUGCCUUUAACUAAAUUAUUUCAAAGGCGCAACAGCAGCCAAAAAGAUAGGAAGAAGUCUUUAACUUCUGCAGAACUUUCUGCUUCUGAAUCUGUUGCAGAAGGUUCCAAUACAACAAAAGAGCCAAUUGCAAUGAAUCCAGAAAGUUGUUAUUCGGAAGAAAAACACAAAAAUAGUGCUGCCUGUGAAGAAACUGAGAAAAUUUCAAACAUUGAACCAGAGUUAGACGAUCCAAACGAUGAAAGCUCUGACAAUACUAUGCCAUGCGAAACAAGUAGAAGGUGCUCUGUUCCAGAAACAAGUGAUCUAAUGGAACAAGCUCGAAUUAAAUCCAGAUCUCUUUCUUUGAAAGAAAGUGGAACAAAAUUGAAUAUACAGAGAACCAGACGAAGAAAGUGCGAGAGUGAGAGUGCUGCAUUCAGUUCCACGGACGACGAAGGAUUUGAAGACAAAAUUAUUCAACUUAGUGAAAGAGAUCUAGAAAAGGUGAUUGGUCAGUGUGUCGACAGACUAAUUCGAGAGUCAAUCCUUACGGCCGUGAAAAGUGUGAAAGUUGAUAGCCUCUACGAGGACGUCAUCAAAUCCCUCAGUCGCAGCGCUUCCGAAAGUUCUGAAUCAUCUGGUGGCCCAGAAACAGUACAGCAGAAACUUCAUACUGACAGCGUUACUGAAUAUGCAGAUUUGAAGAUGGUGCAUACGUUUGAAGAAGAGAAGUUAGAAGAUGAAGAAUUAGAUGAAGCGGAUAGCCCUAAACAACAGAGAGAUUCUAAAGCAUCAUCUGAAGUUUCAGACAAACUUCAAUCUGACAUCCAAAGUGAAAAUGAUAAUAAAGAUGGCACAGAAACAGAAGAAGGCUUAACAUGUCCAGAAUCUGAUUCAACAUCGAAGGAUAAAAUUGCAGAUCUUAAAGCAUCUUUUGAAGCAGAUAAAUCUGAAAAUUGCUCAAACCCAGUUAUUGAAGCCGAAAGUAAUGUAAAUGAUUCUAUAAAAUCUGUUGAAAAUUGUGAAUCUUCUACAUGCCAGAAUCAAAAUGAGAACAUUGUAGCUAAUGUCCAAGUUUGUGGCUCCGAUCAACUGGAUACAUUCGUUGAAUCGGAUAAGAGUAAUAUUAAAAAUAAUGAUUUUCAAGAAAAUGAUGUACCUGAACGAACGAAGGAAGUUCAAGACUGUCAGGAAAAUAAUAUAUCCACCGAAAUUGUUAAUGAGAAUAAACAAAACGAAACUGCUGAAGACACAAUGGAUUGUUCUCGGCAGAAGGAGGAUCAUGCAUCUCAUAUCGAAAACAGCGAAGAAGUAAGAGAAUUGAAAGAUGAGUUAGCAGAUGAAACAGAUUACAUCAAAACAGAAGUUGAAGAAAUAAAGAACAUAUCCAUGGAAGGUUACCACGCUGACAUUGAAGAAUCUAUAAGUCUGCACUCAAUGGCUUCAGAAUCAAGUUUUGAAAACAUCAAAGAUUCUAAAGUCUAUUCAAGGACAAUAUCGGAUGACACGGUGGCCUCUGUAGAUGAAAGCAGUCUUGGUGGAGAACAUGACACAAUGUUGAAAAAAGACACUGAUGAUUCUCUCAAAUCUGAAUCUGGAGACGCGAAAGCUGGUAAAAAUCUGAACGUUGAGGCUGAUCUAAUGGCCAUGUCUGGAGAUGAUUUUUCUCAUUUAUUGAGAAGCGAAUCGACAGUGGAGGAGUCAAGCACUCUUGCGGGCGAUUUAGGGGAAAAUCUGCCAGAGCAAAAGCCCGUGGAAGAAGAGAAGAAAGUAAAUUGGAAAGUUGGUUAUUUGCACGUAAAGUUACCUCAUAAAUCAAGACAUAAAGGGCUGAAGGUAUGGAAGAAGCGUUGUGUGGCCAUCCAGCCAGACGAGUUCGCCAACGACGACUCAGACCCAUGCCUAGUCCUGAGUGUGUACAGCGGUGACAGCUCGGCCGCUAAGAAGCACAGUGCCUCUUUCUGGAAGUCCAUCUCGUGCCAGAAGGCGGUCAUCUACAGGAGCAGUUCCAGGACCCACCCGUACGCCUUCACAAUUUCGGACGACAAGAAGGCCGUUAUCCACUUGGCCGCGGAUAGUGAGGCCAUCACGCAAGAGUGGAUGGCCGCCAUCAGGGCCAUCCUCUGGCCACCUAGCCCAGUUAUCCAACUCGAAAAAAUGUUAAAUGGACGAGAGUUCGAGAUUUCCAUCAUCGAUAAUGAGUUCUCUUACCAUGCGGGUCUGUUGGGCAUGUACGGCUAUUUGACCAUCACCCCCAAGAAGUUGAUCUUAGUGCAUCCCCAGCAAGGGUUCGUCAUCCAAGAAUGGUACCUCAACACAAUCGACAAAUUUCAGCUAAUUCCCCAGACCAGAAUAGAAGACGUAAACAAAGUUCUUUCAAUGACUACUUGCAGUGACAGCUCCACCGGCAAAGGGGACCUAAUGAUCUUCUGCAAGGAGGCGGUCUCCUUGCUGCAGGCCAUCGCCUCCACCAUCCACCAGAUCCUCACGCACCACAGUAAGCAGGAGGGAGGGAAGUACCAGAAGGAACUCGAGGAGAUAGGAGCAUGGCUGGUGGCCGACGCCACUGUCACUGAAGACUACUACAAAGUGCCUCCCAGACAGGUUAAGAGUCUUUUGGACAUACCAAAUUUCAUUUUCAACAAACCAAUCACUCCAGUGGCAACAGUGGUGGGUACCCCAAGUGUUGCCAUGGAUUCACAAAAAUCAGUUCUCGAUGUUGCAAAAACUGAGCCGACCAGAGCUUCACAAGACUCCGGCAUUUCUUCUGAAACUGUUCCAGACGACUUCCUCAACUGCAGUGUCACUUCCUUCGUGGUAGGGGGAGGACGUUUUCCAGGAAAAUCCUCAGACAGUGAACUUUCAGAUACAUACACUCCCCCACGCUCCCCUGAAGUGAAAACCAGACGAGAAGCAAAGGCUUCUGAUGGAAUCGCGCAUGCAUAAAAAACAGAAUACAAAAGAAAACCAUAAUAUAGAAAUAUUGUUUAUGUUUUAAUAACUAUCUCAUAUUUAUUUAGUGAAUUGUUAUUCCUCUUUUCGUAAAUAAAGUAUUUGGAGGUAAGCAGUAACUUGUUUACCUGCUUCACAAAGUUGAAGUCUAUACUACUUUGAACUUGAUAAUUUUUGAAUAAACUUUAUAAACUUGAUAAUUUUUGAAAUUCCAACAAGAGGACAGAUUUUUGUUUUUUUGAAAGAGCCAAGGAUUGCUUGGUCAUUGUCACAUAUGAAGCUCUUGUCUGCAAAGUCAACUGCAAAUAAAAUCAGAAAUUCUGCUAAGAAGACACAAAUAUUCACUUCGGCAGUGUAAUUCGUUGCAUAACAAAGUUUGAUAUUAAAUUCUUUUUAUUAAGAGAAA
Messenger RNA from Argiope bruennichi, 3644 nucleotides. RefSeq lists its product as uncharacterized. The record is from RefSeq and is a predicted model, not a curated record. Lineage: Eukaryota; Metazoa; Arthropoda; Arachnida; Araneae; Araneidae. The coding region runs from base 305 to 3232 and encodes 975 amino acids. The transcript has 5 exons.